AUGCGCCUCAUGGUAGUCAACGACGACGGUCCGCCGUCGUCCGUUUCGCCCUACCUUGCUCUCUUUGUCGGCGCUCUGCACGACGCAGGCCACGAGACCGUCGUUGUCAUUCCUGAUCGUCCGCUCUCCUGGAUCGGCAAAGCCCACGCCGUUGGCAAGACCUUAACCGCCGCAAGCAGAUGCCCUGCCUCCUUCGCUGACAAGACCUGUGCCGUUCCCGGCUGCGCCGAGACUGAGGACCGCCAACACCGCUGGCUUGUUGUAGACGGCCCGCCUGCUAGUUGCACUCAAAUUGGUUUGUUCCAUGCAGGCUUCGCCCCUUCAGAUUUCGAUCUGGUCGUCUCGGGCCCGAACCACGGCCGCAACGCAAGUACCGUGUAUGCCCUUAGCAGCGGCACUGUGGGCGGCGCCAUGGAGGCAGCGCAGUGUGACAAGCGGGCCGUGGCACUCAGUUUCGGUAGCAAGGAGCCGCAGCCUGAUGAAGUCAUCCAAGCUGCGUGCGUGCGAGCCGUUGCGGUGAUUGGGAAUCUGGUCAGGGACUGGCACCCGGAAGUCGAGGUGUACAGCGUCAACGUGCCGAUGCUGGCCGAUAUCGAAGAUCGCCCGGUGAGAAUAACAACUACUGCACAGGGACGCUGGAUCACGGGGGGGUUAUUCAGUCCCGUCGCCGCCGAUCCUGAGAAGCUGGCCAUCUCAAGGACGUACCAGUUUCGGUGGGCACCACAGCUGGCCGAUAUCAAGCGUCAAGCCGAGGAGAGUCCCGAAGGCGAGGAUUUAUGGGCUUCGCUCAAUGGUGUUAUUAGUAUCUCGCCUCUGAAAGCAAGCUUCACUGCAGUCGAUAUCCAGAAUUGA
Colletotrichum truncatum is the source of this 852-nucleotide messenger RNA. RefSeq names its product tubulin-tyrosine ligase PBY1-like protein 1. Gene Ontology annotation, cellular component: P-body. Lineage: Eukaryota; Fungi; Ascomycota; Sordariomycetes; Glomerellales; Glomerellaceae. The record is from RefSeq and is a predicted model, not a curated record. Gene Ontology annotation, molecular function: hydrolase activity.